AUGUGGAACGACGAAGAUAACAAUCCCUACGGGGCCUUUGACCAACAUCAGCCUGGCCUAUCUGACUCCCUACAUUCAGCCGCACUCUCUCCCCCUCUCUAUGAACAUGACUCAACCCCUCCAUCUAGCCGCGACUCCACCAGCGAGCCUCCUGAUUACAUCACUCAUCCAGAAGACCUUAGCGACCCCGAGGAUGAGGCCGAGUAUGGUGCCGCCAGUGAACAAUACCCUCGGAAGAGCGUCUAUGAUAGCCGGAUUGAGCAGAUCCUUUAUGAAAAUCCUGAGAUGCCAAUUUUGAUCACGGAUGCCGGGAAAAACCAUGAGGGCGGCGGGAGCUUUAUUGUUUACACAAUUCGGACUGCGGACCUGGAAGUGCGCCGUCGAUACUCCGAGUUUGCAUCAUUGCGACAAACCCUUGUCAAUUUGCAUCCCACCUUGGUCGUUCCGCCGAUUCCCGAGAAGCAUAGCAUGGCGGACUAUGCAGCCAAACCCACCAGAGCUAAAGAUGAUAUGGCCAUUAUAGAUCUCCGGAAGCGCAUGCUCAGUGUGUUCCUCAACCGCUGCAGGCGUAUGAAGGAGAUCCGCGAGGAUGGAGUGUGGUGGAGAUUCCUUGAUCCCAACGUUAGCUGGAGUGAGGUUUUGAGCUCCCAUCCUGCAGCAUCAGUCCCAAAGAAUAAUCUCAAAGCGCCACCUCUUGACCCCGCAAACCCGACACCAGCCCAUGGCUGGCUCCCGAUUCCGUCUACAUCCGCAAAGCUCAAACCCAGCGGUGGGAGUACCACGGCUGCUGGAACCGCAGCAUCGCCCACGUCACCCAGUGAAUCAGAGCCGCCCACGUUCCCAGGACCUGAGAUGCUCGGGCGGUUCCCUCCUGAGUCACGCAAGCUUAGCGAGCAAGAACUGGAUCCUUACUUUAUUAAUUUUGAAGCGUCUACGCGAGAGCUAGAAUUACUUUUGCAGGGCAACAUCGAGAAAGUUAAUCGACGAACUCUCUCGCACUUGUCUGGGCUCUCAGCCGACCUCAUGGAGUUGGGAGCGCGUUACAACGGAUUCUCUCUUUCUGAGCAGUCACCAACAGUGGCUGCCGCCAUUGAGCGGAUCGGCCAGGCCGCAGAUACCUCUUAUAUUGAAACCGAAGAACUAUCAUCCGCUUUGAGCGCAAGUUUUGCGGAACCUAUGCGGGAGAGCGCUCAGUUUGCUAGUGUGGUUCGCGGAGUUCUACGAUACAGAGUGCUCAAGCGGGUACAACAAGAAAUGACUCGCGAUGAGUUGUCGAAGAAAAAAACCCUACUAGACUCCCUUGAGCGCAGUGAACUCGAGGCCAAGCGCAUCGAGCAGUACCUCAACCGCACCAACCCUCAUUCUGGAGGGACGAAGCCUCGUUCUCUGUCAACCUCAUCCGCCGUCAGCAGCGAAGGGGGAAUGGUCCCGUCAUGCCAGCUGACUCAGACCGGAGGACUUAAGAGGUCUGACCCGUCAGUACCAGGCUCUCCUGCUCAUCGGAAGUCAUCUAGCGGGACUUUUGUGGCGAACAAAAUCUUCGGUCGCAUCAGCCAUGCUAUCCACGGGUUUGCGGAUGUAGAUCCCGAACGAACACGUCGGGACCAGAUCGGAAAGACGAAAGAAAGUCUGAUUCAGUUGGAGCAAGCGUUAGAAGUGUCCGAGAAGGACGUCAAGGAUGCGAGCGCGGGCGUACUACACGAUCUAAAGCGCUUCCAGAAGGACAAAGAAGCCGAUCUGCGACGAUACAUGGUCGCAUAUGCUCGUUGCCACUUGGACUGGGCUCGGAAGAACCUGGAAACAUGGACCGAGGCCAAAGAUGAGGUAGACAAGAUCGUGGCUCGAUAG
Molecule: messenger RNA, 1848 nt
Organism: Penicillium samsonianum
Lineage: Eukaryota; Fungi; Ascomycota; Eurotiomycetes; Eurotiales; Aspergillaceae
Product: PX and BAR domain-containing protein
Exons: 7
Coding region: 1-1848 (615 amino acids)
Biological process (GO): retrograde transport, endosome to Golgi
Molecular function (GO): phosphatidylinositol binding
Source: RefSeq, a predicted model, not a curated record